Messenger RNA from Manihot esculenta (cassava), 1713 nucleotides. Its product is annotated as cyclin-B2-4. The transcript is spliced from 12 exons. Gene Ontology annotation, biological process: regulation of cyclin-dependent protein serine/threonine kinase activity; mitotic cell cycle phase transition. Gene Ontology annotation, molecular function: cyclin-dependent protein serine/threonine kinase regulator activity. Gene Ontology annotation, cellular component: cyclin-dependent protein kinase holoenzyme complex; nucleus; centrosome. The coding region runs from base 262 to 1557 and encodes 431 amino acids. The record is from RefSeq and is a predicted model, not a curated record. Lineage: Eukaryota; Viridiplantae; Streptophyta; Magnoliopsida; Malpighiales; Euphorbiaceae.
CGUUUGCGUCUCAAUUUCGCUCAUACUGUCCGUCCCUUUUUUCUUUAUUCCUUCAUUUUCUCCAUUUCUGUAUAGAGAAUCAUAGAGAGAAAGGGUGUGAUCACACUCCAUUUGUGGGCUUGAUGGAGUUCUUUUGACUAGACUCUCUCUAUGAUUCGCAUUUGAAAAUCAGGGCACGGCCUUCAACGGAAUCUCUUGCUUACAAGUUCUGUCAUUAAGAUCGAAAAGAAGCUUACAGUAUUCUUGAAUUCGAAGACGAUAAUGGCUGGAUCAGACGAGAACCACCCGGCUAUGAUCGGACCCGUUAAUGUCCAAGGAGGUCUACGGGCUGGAGUUGGGAAGCUCACGGCGGCGACUGGAAACAACCGCAGGGCGUUGAGCAACAUAAAUCGGAACGUAAUUGGGGCUCCACCUUACCCUUGCGCAGUCAACAGAAGAGGAUUGUCAGAGAGACAAACAAUAUGUGGCAAGAACCCAACCAUUCCAGUGCAUCGACCAAUCACUAGGAAAUUUGCUGCUCAUCUAGCUAACAAGCAGCCAGAGGAAACCAAGAAACCAGAUAUUUCUGUCCCGGUUUCAGGCGACUCAGAGGAUUGCAGUAUCAUAGAAGUAGAAAACUACAAGUCCAACGAUGACUUUUCUGUGCCCAUGUUUGUGCAACACACAGAAGCAAUGCUGGAAGAGAUUGAUCGCAUGGAUGAGGUUGAAAUGGAAGAUGUAGUUGAGGAGGCGUUUGUGGACAUAGACAGCUGUGACAAGAAAAAUCCUCUUGCAGUGGUCGAAUACAUUGAUGAUUUGUAUAAUUUCUAUAAGAAAGCAGAGAGCUCCUCUUGUGCCCCACCAAGCUACAUGGGACAGCAAUUUGACAUUAAUGAGAGGAUGAGAGGUAUCCUAAUCGACUGGUUGAUUGAGGUGCACUACAAGUUUGAAUUGAUGGAUGAGACCUUAUAUCUUACUGUUAAUCUCAUUGAUAGAUUUUUAGCAGUUCAUUCAGUAGUGAGAAAAAAACUUCAGCUCGUCGGUGUGACAGCCAUGCUUCUUGCAUGCAAAUAUGAAGAGGUAUCCGUUCCUGUUGUGGAGGAUCUCAUUCUGAUUUCUGACAAGGCCUACAGCAGAAAAGAAGUGCUUGACAUGGAGAAAUUGAUGGUUAAUACCUUGCAGUUUUAUCUAUCCGUUCCAACUCCAUAUGUGUUUAUGAGGAGGUUUCUCAAAGCUGCUCAAUCUGACAAGAAGCUUGAGCUUCUAUCAUUCUUCAUCAUCGAGCUUUGCCUAGUAGAAUAUGAUAUGCUCAAGUUUCCACCUUCCCUAUUAGCUGCUGCUGCAAUUUAUACUGCUCAGUGCACUCUUAGUGGAUCUAGACAAUGGAGCAAGACAAACGAGUGGUAUGCUAGCUACUCGGAAGAACAACUUCUGGAAUGUUCAAGGCUUAUGGUCACUUAUCAUCAAAAUGCCGGAAUAGGAAAGCUCACAGGUGUACACCGGAAGUAUAGUACGUCCAAAUUUGGAUAUGCUGCAAAAACUGAGCCCGCUAACUUUUUAAUUGAGGCCAGGUUCUAGAGCAGGAUGGAGAAGGGAACUAACUUUGUUAACUCCUUGUUAUUUGAAGUUUCUAUAUAGCAAGAUGCUGUGGCAGGAUGUUGUAAUUUCUCUUCCUCCAAGAGUAAAAUAAUGUACUUAACUUGGGUAUGUUAUAAUAUAUAGUUUAGUCUUGAA